This is a messenger RNA of Suillus subaureus, 2492 nucleotides long. Its product is annotated as MFS general substrate transporter. Lineage: Eukaryota; Fungi; Basidiomycota; Agaricomycetes; Boletales; Suillaceae. The record is from RefSeq and is a predicted model, not a curated record. Gene Ontology annotation, biological process: transmembrane transport. Gene Ontology annotation, molecular function: transmembrane transporter activity. The coding region runs from base 358 to 2196 and encodes 612 amino acids. The transcript is spliced from 19 exons.
UGCCGGGCACGGAACUGAACAUUUUUACGCGAAUCACGCUGCACGGAGUGCCAUAAAUAAGCGUAUUAUGGCUUUCCUUGGCAUAUGUAGGAUUUUCUUUACUAUCUUUGGCCAAACUUUGACCAAUCCUGGUGAAUCAUCUACAAGAACCUGAGUCAGCGAAAUCGUUUUGCUCAGUGCGCGAACACGGCAUCUCGGAGCAAGGCUCGGCACAGUUCGAGCACACCUCUACCCUUAAGUAUUACACACAGACGUCCAGAGAUAUGAACCCACUUCCCUUGUACCCAUCCCCCGUUGGCGCUGUCAGUCCGUUCUUGAAAUUUACUCGCUGCCCUCGAGUGACGAGACUCUCACAAAAUGACAACGAUGGCGGAGCCGUCAUCUCCAGUUCAAGAGGCGAAAGAGAAGCCAGGUGCAUCGUGGAAAAAAGAUGAAGAGCAUGUCGUCCCAAAAAAUCGAAUAGGCAUUGUAUUCUUCGGUUUGAUGUGCAGUGUAUUCUUGGCGGCUUUAGAUCAAACUAUUGUAGCCACCGCCCUGCCCACAAUCGUAGCGGAGCUUGGAGGGGGGCAAAACUACAGUUGGGUAGGAAGUGCGUACAUGUUGGCGUCCGCUUCUUUAGGCCCGCUAUACGGCAAGCUAUCUGACAUUGUAGGCCGCAAACCCAUACUAUACGGAUCCAUCAUCAUAUUUUUAAUUGGUUCAGCGUUGUGUGGCGCAGCACAGACUAUGACAUGGUUGAUUGUCUGUCGUGCCGUACAAGGAAUCGGCGGCGGGGGCAUCAUGCAACUCGUACAGAUCACCAUAUCCGACAUCGUGUCAUUGCAAGACCGAGGCAAGUAUGGUGGCUUCAUCGGUGCCACCUGGGGCAUAGCAAGCGUUAUCGGACCGUUGCUCGGCGGUGUUUUUACCGAUCAUGUAACUUGGAGGUGGUGCUUCUGGAUCAAUUUACCGACUGGCGGCUUAGCUGGGGCACUUUUAUUCUUCUUCCUAAAUUUAAAUCCCCAUCAAGGAAGACCAUUCCGCGACCAUAUCCGGGAAUUUGAUUUCGUUGGGCUUUUCGUGAUUAUUGUAGGUGUCGUUUGCCUGCUUAUAGGUUUCAACUCGAGCGAAACGACAUGGCAAAGUGCCGAAACUAUUGCUCUCCUUGCUGUGGGAGGCACGUUGUUAAUCCUUGCCGGCGUUAAUGAGAUAUAUACGAAGCGGUCCCCCAUCAUCCCUCCUCGUCUUUUCAAGACACGUACAACUGGCUUGAUAAUGGUUUCUGUAUUUUUGCAUGCUGUGGUAUUCUUCACAGGUACGUCAUGUUCAUACUACCUUCCAAUGUAUUACCAAGUUCUUGGCGCAUCGGCAACCGGCUCUGGCGUUAAAAUGCUGCCUUAUUCGUUAGGCAGUUCGCUCAUGUCAGCAGUUUCUGGAAUAAUUGUGACCCGGACGGGAUCCUACCGUCCCGUCAUGUGGUGCGGAUGGACUGUCAUGACACUUGGUUGGGGUCUCAUGAUCAUGCUGUCCAGUACGAGUACUAGGUAUGUGUAUAAUGAUUGCCGAAGUCAGGUGAUCACUAUAGCUUUUUUAUACAGUGCAGAGAAGGAAAUCUACCCCUUUAUCACAGCGCUUGGCAUCGGUUGCUUGUUCCAGACCCCGCUUAUUGGCAUACAGGCGGCCAUGCCCAUCAAGGAUAUGGCUACCAGUACAAGUGCUUUUGUGUUCCUCCGAACUCUUGGGGGUACGAUAGGUAUUACAAUCGGGGAAGCUAUCAUUUCCAGUGUCCUCCAGCAGAAAUUGCGGGGCAUCCAGGGCCUCACCAUCGACACUUCUGCAGCGGCUUUGAAUGAUAGCGUCAGGCAGAUUUCUUCCAUUUCUAACCCAACAGUGCGUAAUGAGGUCAUGUAUGCUUACUCGCGGUCUAUCAGCACGGUUUGGUUGGUCAACGUGCCACUAGUUGCGUUCGGUCUCUUUCUAGUUCUCUUUAUUCGUGGUUACACACUCGAGCGCACUGUUAUCCGCAGCGGUGAGAAGAAGCUAGGAGACAUUGAGCAAGGUGCUGCUCAAGCGACGAUAGAAGAAGAAUCACGAGUCGUGGAGUCCGAAUCUUUGGAGAGCGAGAAGAGACAAGCUUCCCGUGAUGACGCCUCUGAACGCACACGAACAAACAUGGCAGAGGACACUACUAGUAUCAAGCAGAAGACGGAAGCAUAGAGUGAGGGACAUCCGAUACCCCUGUCUCGGGCCUGGAAGUGGACGAACAGGCGAUACCUGAUUAUACCUUAUCAAUGGUGGCCUCGGGCGAUGCAUGUCACUUAAUGGCUCGCAUAGAAAUGAUUUGAAACUAAAUUAUGUAGCUUGUAAAUGGACUAGAGUAUCGUAUGUACUUCUCUCACUUACGAAUCCAUGCUAAUGGUGUAAUAUACUCAUGACUCAAGACGUCCGUCCUUCGUGUGCACUGGUAACAAUGAUCUGGAUCAUGCUGUGAAUGGAAUAAAAGUUCAGUGAAC